Messenger RNA from Fusarium verticillioides 7600, 1017 nucleotides. RefSeq lists its product as hypothetical. The record is from RefSeq and is a predicted model, not a curated record. Lineage: Eukaryota; Fungi; Ascomycota; Sordariomycetes; Hypocreales; Nectriaceae. The transcript has 2 exons. The coding region runs from base 124 to 1017 and encodes 297 amino acids. Gene Ontology annotation, cellular component: nucleus.
CUACUCGUUCUUUCACGAAGAGACCUUCCGGCCAUCGUUGAUGCGUCGUGCCACCUACAACUGCCGUUUGAUGAGUCAACAUGGAGGGACGGCCUCGGGGUUAAAACACAGUCGUUGGACGAGAUGACGAACCGGACUCUCUCAAUAUGCCAAUGCCCUUUUGCACAGGUCAUUGCUAUUGCGCAGAUCCUCGGUCGAUGUGCACAAUACGUACUUCAAGACUUUAACAUUAGAGGCCCGCAUCCACCUUGGGAUCCUGGCUCGGACUUCGCCGGCAUCGAGUCCGAUCUUCUACAUUUCGAAGCAUACCUAGAGAUGCAGAGACCAAACGAUGAGAUACUCGCACCCUAUAUCUUAGCUGAAGGCUUGGUGGACAGCCAGUCCUCUGGUCCGAUCAUCUUCUCUCGGGCACUAUUUCACCUCUGCUAUUGUCUGCUCAAUCAUCCCUUCUUACUACGUCGCCGCAUCAACACAUGCCGGAACCUGGCCCCGAUCAGUUUUAUCAGGCGAUCAUCUGACUUGGCUUGGCUUCAUGCACAGCAGAUGAUGGCUCUUAUCCGCGACUCGCGCAGGCUGGGCUUCUCGUUUCACUCAUCGUCUAGCGGCUAUGCUGUGACAGUCGCAGGCUCCAUUAUCGCUUUACGGGCAUAUGACGAGGAUUCGCCAACUUGCCAAGAGGCUCACCUACUACUUGAAGAGGCCCUGGGCUAUCUGGACCUCAUUGGCCAACAUUGGAGUAAUGUCAGAACAAUGGCUUCGACGCUUCGUCGGAUAGUCUACGAUGGGAUUUCAGGACGUCCCUCGAAUAGUCUCACCCAAGGUUUGAGCUUGACGCCUGAACAGGAAGAAGCUAUGUGGUCUUUGGUUGACUACAACACGAUGUCAAAUCAACUCAGCCAAGAUGCUCAAACGAGUGAGCAGGAAUCAGAUAGUCUAAUGCCAAAUUCUUGGAUCGACUUGUUUGGUCCCAUCGAUUAUGCUUUGCUAUCUAGUUUUAAUGCGGCAACUCAAGAAUGA